AUGGCUAUACUCAGUACUACUCCGCCCGACAAGUCAAGCCCUCUCCUCCCCCCAUCCCCGCCGGCAACAGCAGAAUGCCCUGUGAAGGAAAUCGACAUCGACAUCGUUGACGGCGACGAUAGUGACCACCCACUCCCCGACCCUCUUCAACGACACAAAAUUCUGUCUGAGACGCGUGACGUUCCGGAAUUCGCAUACUUCACUCUCGACCAGAAACAGUACCGCAAACUCUAUACAAAGAUCGAGCAAACCUUCAGAAGAUUCGACUACGAACCUAAGCGCAGCCGUCUCACGAUUCGCAUGCCUUCACCAACUCAUGACUACUUCGCCACCUAUUUCAGAGACGAGAUCUGUAAAGAAUUGAACAAGAUUGCCAGCAACCGUAGUGACGAGGCAAAACCCUUUGCCGAAAAAGUCAUAAGCGCCCUAGGUUCCCGCGUCUUCCUUGCAGAGACGGAUGACGAGAACGGCCCGAUUAAGCGUGAACCAGAUAUUCAGUUCCAUUACCCUGGGGCAAGGUAUCCUGGAAUAGUAGUUGAGGUAUCGUAUUCUCAGGAUGGUAAAGAUCUGAGGAGACUUGCGCAAGACUACAUUCUUUACUCGAACGGCGACAUCAAGCUUGUGAUUGGUGUCGAUCUCAACUACCGUGGCAAGCCAUCCACAGUAUCUCUCUGGCGUCCCAAGUUUACCAAGUCCGAAGAUGGCCUCGACUUGGAAACGUUUGAGGACGUCCACGAGCUGCCGUUCCGCUCAUCCGAUGGCGACGCCUUGAAUCCCGACCAGUCGCUAACGAUUGACAUCCGCGACUUUGCUACAGAUGAACUAUCCGAGACUUGGCCCGCCGCCACGAUCAACAUCCUGUUGUCCCGACUUGCCCAAUACGCCCAAGACGCCCAGCAGCGGCAGAAGGAACAGGAACCCACCCGCCCAGACGACAGCGUCAAAUCAAGGCGACGGCUAAUAAGGAAGCGCAGAUGGUCGUCCAGUUCCGCGGAAGAGCUGAGAUCCGAGGACGAGGCAAAGUAUUCUAAGGAGGAGGAUGCUGUUGCGCGGAAGUACCACGCGUUGGAUGCAGACUACGGGCCACCGGCAGCUAAGCGAAAAGGCUAG
Messenger RNA from Fusarium venenatum, 1110 nucleotides. The record is from RefSeq and is a predicted model, not a curated record. NCBI's taxonomy places the organism in Eukaryota, Fungi, Ascomycota, Sordariomycetes, Hypocreales, Nectriaceae.